AUGGUGGUCCGGGAGGCGAGCGCCGCGCAGGCCGCCUUAAGCCUGGUGCUGCCCCAGCUGUGCUACCUGCACAUCUUCCUGGCGCAGGUUUGCGGGAGCUUUGAGGAGUGGAGCACCGGGGAGAUGGGUGCGGCCGUGGGGCUGGCCGAGGGCCUGGCCCUGCAGCUCUCCACAGACCACCACCUCCCUGAGCUCUUCCACCGUGAGGAGUUCGUGAUGGCGACCCUGCUGGACCGCUUCAAGGGCAGGAUAGAGGCCGCCCUCCCCGAGGGGGCUGACAUCAACCAUUGGAAGCAAGUUCUCGUGUACGAGGUGAAGGAGCUCGUGGCGUCUGAGUACUCCUGCCGCCCUCCCCUUCCCUGCAGGGCCCCACUGCUGUGCGUGUGGACGCCCCUGAGCCGCGCAGGAGCCAGGAGCCCUGGGGCCGAAGGGAAGGGCCGGGAAGCGCCCGAGCAGAGAAGCGGGACCUCUGGGUCCUUGCUGCUGGGCCAGAGGGAGAGGAGCCUCCCGGAGCAGGUGGAGAGCCGGGGUCUGCUGGUCUCGGAGAGGAGCGGCGCUUCCCUUUCCACGGAGAGCCACCUGGUCAGCAUCAUCCGCAAGAAGUGCCUGCGUGAGAACGAGACAGUGGGUGUCCAGGAGGACCCCUUGCUUAUUGGCAGAAGCGGCGGGACGUCCGGCCAGACCUGGCGAGACUGGCCACCAUCUAUCCUGCACCCUGACGGGCGCCUUCUCUGCAAACCAACCUGGAGCAUCUCCCAAGCUACACCCGCGCCCCUUAUCUUCCCCAGCAGGGACCUGGCCGAGGCGCGCAGGCCGCGGCUCUCCUUGUUCUCGGAGAGGGGAGGCCUGGACCGGCGAGGCACCAGGGUGGGGGUGUGUGAGGAAGACGAGGGCAGUGAAAGGGAGGAGGACGUGGGCACGCGCACACCGUUCUCUGCCCGCCCCCUUGUUCUUUCCUUCCCUUUGCGCACCACCUCCAUCCCCAUCGCUGGCGGGGUUCCUCAGGGCACCGCUUCCCCCUCAGCCCGUCGCCCUGGCGGCGGCGGGGCAUUUGAACACGGGGCUGUGGCUCUUCCCUGGAGGCCUGGCGUGUUGUCCUCCCCACCCCCGGCUGCUCAUCGACGGUGCCUGGACCCCGUCAUCCUGGACUCGCCGCUGCCUCCUGAGGCCGAUGCCACAGGACACCCCAAGUGCGAGACGGGAGCCCGGCCUCCGGUCACGUGGCCAGCUGGAACCAUGCUAUCUGGCUGGCAGCGAUGGGCGCUGUUCUGUUGGUGCCACAGUGAAGAGCUGGUCUUGACAGGCAGGUUCGGGGAGCAAAGUUUCCUCAUCAAGGACUGA
Messenger RNA from Lipotes vexillifer (Yangtze River dolphin), 1341 nucleotides. The record is from RefSeq and is a predicted model, not a curated record. Lineage: Eukaryota; Metazoa; Chordata; Mammalia; Artiodactyla; Lipotidae.